ACAGGUCUGGGCUCGCCAGGGACUUUGCAUCUCGCAGGACGCGCGGCUCGUGGCGUCCUUCAUCCGUGAAUCUCCUGAAGCUCGCUGUCGCUGGAGCCCCGAGACUCUGCCUGUUGCACCAGCUGCGGGCCGCCCGGAGUGUCAGUCUUUUUGAACGCCAGGGGGAAGAGAUCCAGGAUCAGCUUUCUGGGCUGGAGGUGACAGUGACAAACAGCAACUGCUUUGGCUUGUACAACCAGAGAACAGGCAUCUUCUCUUGUUUUGGUCACCAAAUGCCUCUGUACACCUCACAUUCCAGUGAAGGAAGAAGGGAGGAGCUUCUUGGAUGACAAUGGACGUUCUGCUGUGCAGGAUGAGGGCAGUGUGUGUGACAUCGCCACCACGAAGGUGCAGCGUGAUCUUCCACAUCUCCCUUCCCGGCCAGCACUCUGACUUCUGUAUCCAUCAUGGUGUUUGGUGAGUUUUUCCAUCACCCUGGACAAGAUGAGGAACUUGUCAACUUGAAUGUGGGGGGCUUUAAGCAGUCUGUGGACCAGAGCACACUCCUGCGGUUCCCUCACACCAGACUGGGAAAGCUGCUUAUGUGCCACUCUGAAGAGGCCAUCCUGGAGCUGUGUGAUGACUACAGUGUGGCUGAUAAGGAGUACUACUUUGAUCGCAACCCCUCCCUGUUCAGAUAUGUUUUGAACUUUUAUUACACAGGGAAGCUUCAUGUCAUGGAGGAACUGUGUGUGUUCUCCUUCUGUCAGGAGAUUGAGUACUGGGGCAUCAAUGAGCUUUUCAUUGACUCCUGCUGCAGCAGUCGCUACCAGGAGCGCAAGGAGGAGAACCACGAGAAGGACUGGGAGCAGAAAAGCAAUGAUGUGAGCACUGACUCCUCCUUUGAAGAGUCCUCUCUGUUUGAGAAAGAGCUGGAGAAGUUUGAUGAGCUGCGGUUUGGUCAACUCCGGAAGAAAAUCUGGAUUCGGAUGGAAAAUCCAGCAUACUGUCUGUCAGCCAAGCUCAUCGCAAUCUCCUCCUUGAGUGUAGUGCUAGCUUCCAUUGUGGCCAUGUGUGUCCACAGCAUGUCAGAAUUCCAGAAUGAGGAUGGAGAGGUGGAUGACCCUGUGCUAGAGGGUGUGGAGAUUGCCUGUAUUGCUUGGUUCACCGGUGAGUUGGCCAUACGGCUGGUGGCUGCACCGUGUCAAAAGAAGUUCUGGAAGAACCCUCUGAACAUAAUUGACUUCGUUUCUAUUAUUCCCUUCUAUGCCACAUUGGCGGUGGACACCAAAGAAGAAGAGAGUGAGGACAUUGAGAAUAUGGGCAAGGUGGUUCAGAUCCUUCGCCUCAUGAGGAUCUUUCGGAUUCUGAAGCUUGCCCGGCACUCUGUGGGGCUUCGGUCUCUUGGGGCCACGCUGAGGCACAGCUACCAUGAAGUGGGGUUGCUGCUCCUCUUCCUGUCGGUGGGCAUUUCCAUCUUCUCUGUGCUUAUCUACUCUGUGGAGAAAGAUGACCACUCAUCCAGUCUCACCAGUAUCCCCAUCUGCUGGUGGUGGGCCACUAUCAGCAUGACCACUGUGGGCUAUGGCGACACCCACCCCAUCACCUUGGCUGGGAAGAUCAUUGCCAGCACAUGCAUAAUAUGUGGCAUCUUGGUUGUGGCCCUUCCUAUUACCAUCAUCUUUAACAAGUUUUCCAAGUACUACCAGAAGCAGAAGGAUAUGGAUAUGGACCAGUGCAGUGAGGACCCACCAGAGAAGUGUCAUGAGCUACCUUACUUUAACAUUAGAGACAUUUAUGCACAGCAGGUACAUGCCUUCAUUGCCAGUUUAUCUUCUGUUGGCAUCGUGGUUAGUGAUCCUGACUCCACAGAUGCUUCAAGCAUGGAAGACAAUGAGGAUGGUUACCACACUGCAUCAUUGGAGAAUUGCACAGCAAAAUGAGCAGGGACAUUUGCACUUGUGUCCUCUCCUGACAUUAGGUUAACACAGCUUUAUAAACCUCAAUGGGUUUCUUUGGAUAAAAUGUUUAUUUCUCAGGGUGUACCUUUUAGCCAUAGUUGGACAUUCAUUGCUGAAUUCUGAAAUGAUAGAGUUAUCUUUAUUUUUCUCAGUAAGGUAAAUUAAAUGCCUUGUUAUGAAAUUUAUUUUUUACAAGAGAGAAACAGAGAGUUGUGAUAUGAUUUUGGAAAAAAAAGUAAAUGUUAUUGGACAGGAUUUAUUGCUACGGCUUAGGCAUUAUUCUGUAUUUGCCAUUUACUCACAUUGAGCUAACUAUAAAUUACUGACAAGUAGAAUCAGAGGCCCAGCUGACUGAAGACUACAUGCAUGUGACAUUCACAACAUGAAACAAUGCAUGUAAAUCCAUGUUCAUGUUCUAGACAUGGAAAUUAGGAGCCUAAUAAACUUCCUAGUUCAGUAUGGAGAA
Molecule: messenger RNA, 2406 nt
Organism: Jaculus jaculus (lesser Egyptian jerboa)
Lineage: Eukaryota; Metazoa; Chordata; Mammalia; Rodentia; Dipodidae
Gene: Kcns3
Product: potassium voltage-gated channel modifier subfamily S member 3
Exons: 3
Coding region: 447-1922 (491 amino acids)
Biological process (GO): protein homooligomerization; potassium ion transmembrane transport
Cellular component (GO): membrane; voltage-gated potassium channel complex
Molecular function (GO): protein binding; voltage-gated potassium channel activity
Source: RefSeq, a predicted model, not a curated record